AUGGCAUCGCGUCAAGAUGAGCUUCAAGCGAAGAAAGCCAGGCUCGCUGAGCUCAAGCGUCAGCGCGAGCUUCGAAGUCAAGACCCUAGCACACGGAGACAAAGCAAUGGCACAACAUCUGAGGAAUUCAUAGUAUCGUCAUCAAAGUUGGGAGAACGUCGUGCUCAGGUCGAGGAACUGGUCUCGAACCUCAUCGGUUCUCACAAAGAGACAGCGGAAGUGAAUCGAAAUCGGAGAACAGCCCAAGACCCUAUAGCCUAUACUCCUUUCCAGGGCCCUGCUGAGAGUGUGAAGGUGGAAUCAAUUCAUGUACAGAGGCAGUCUGUCUCAACACAGACAUUCUCGACUGGCCCAACAUCUACCGUCUUUGAAGUUGCUCCCGACCCAAUACCACGAAAAGAAUACAUUACAUAUGACAAAGGAGUACAGUUCCCAAACCCGGAUGAACCUCAUGAACAGAAGGAACUUGAUGAUGAGGCCGAGAGUCUUGCUAGGAAGCGCCAGAGUCAAGAUGACCAAAAGCGAGAGGAAGAGCUCCGCGAACGCUUGCGUAGAGAACUCGAAAGGGAAUCGAGCGUGACGAUGCAGAAAGUACCUGACAAAGACUCUAUAGCCCAGCAAAGACCUCCGCUUCGGAAGCUGACAUCGGAUCAACUGCAUGCCAUGACAUCUACUGACGACUUCUUAUCCUUCGUUGAACGUUCAUCGAAAGUGAUAGAGCGUGCACUUGACGACAACUACGACCUUCUUGCCGACUACAGUGUUUCGAACGGUCCGGAAGACGGAAUCUCUGACGAGGAGAACCUUUCUUUUACAAGAUCGUCAAGAAAGUCGCACACUCUUAGGCAGACUCAACAGUUUGUGGAUUCAAAGCAGAGCCGCCGUCGGCAGAUAUCAGACCUGCAAUUCUCACCUCAUUUUCCAGAACUCCUUCUCUCUUCUCAUACCAAAGAUCCGACUGCUAUCAAUGACCCUUUUGGUCUUCUUAUGCUCUGGAAUGUGCAUGCUCCUUCGCGCCCUGAAUAUACCCUUUACAGCCAAGGCGCUGACAUACUCUCAGCACGCUUCUCACCCUUUCAUCCUAACCUCAUCAUCGGUGGUUGCUACACAGGUCAGGUUUGUCUUUGGGAUACCCGUGCCAUUUCGCACUCUAGAGGUGCUCCAGUUUUGAAGACACCGCAGUCGGGAUCCCACCUUGGUCACAACCACCCGAUCUACAGCAUCAGCAUCAUUGGCACACCAAAUGCUCAUAAUAUCAUUACUGCCUCUACUGACGGUGUUGUCUGCUCAUGGAGCGUCGAUAUGCUUACCCAGCCUCAGGAGUUCCUGGAGCUGACGACUCCGCCUCCAGCGAGGACUGAGGAUCUUGCCCCAACGUGUAUGGCAUUCCCUCCUUCGGACCCAUCCUUUUUCCUUGUUGGGACAGAGGAAGGAACUAUUCACCCUUGUCAUCGAUAUGAUCGAGCAGGGGCAAAGGCAGGUGUGGAUACAAAGUUAGCCUACAAAGGGCAUACAGCGCCUGUGAUGAGUAGUCAAUUUCAUCCGGCAAAGGGGCCAGUGGACUUGUCCGACAUGCUACUUACGGCUAGCGUCGAUUGGAGCGUGAAGUUGUGGCGUAUCAUGCCUGCCACGAGCUCUUCAAGCGUGACGACAGCGGUCGGGUCUACGUCACUUGCAAGCGGCGGACCGCUGCCAAUUACGCCUGUGCUGGACAUUAGCAGGGAGGAUCUGGUGUAUGACGCGAAGUGGGCACCGCAGAAACCCUCGGUUUUCGCAUGUGUCACUGGUGCUGGAGAAUUGGAGGUUUUCGACCUCAAUAUUGACCUUGAAGUGCCGGUUGCGAAAGCGGCCCCUUUCCGGAGAAAAGGCGGAGCUUUGAUGCAUGGUCUUAACAAGUGUGCGUGGGAGGAGAAGCGGGGCGGUUUGAUCGCAACUGGUGGGCUGGCUGGUGUAGUGACUCUCUUCGAGGUGGGAAACGCGCUUAGUGGUGAAGCAAGACUUGAUGAAUGGACGGCUAUGAAAAAGGCCAUCACAAAAGCUGAAACCAGACGAUGA
Molecule: messenger RNA, 2055 nt
Organism: Endocarpon pusillum Z07020
Lineage: Eukaryota; Fungi; Ascomycota; Eurotiomycetes; Verrucariales; Verrucariaceae
Exons: 2
Coding region: 1-2055 (684 amino acids)
Biological process (GO): transport along microtubule
Cellular component (GO): cytoplasmic dynein complex
Molecular function (GO): dynein light chain binding; dynein heavy chain binding
Source: RefSeq, a predicted model, not a curated record